Molecule: messenger RNA, 924 nt
Organism: Papilio machaon (common yellow swallowtail)
Lineage: Eukaryota; Metazoa; Arthropoda; Insecta; Lepidoptera; Papilionidae
Exons: 5
Coding region: 59-850 (263 amino acids)
Biological process (GO): double-strand break repair via nonhomologous end joining
Cellular component (GO): nucleus; DNA ligase IV complex
Molecular function (GO): DNA end binding
Source: RefSeq, a predicted model, not a curated record
CUCAAGAAAAAACAAACAAAAAGAUCUGCGAUCGGUGUAUAAUUUAUAAAUAUUUAGAAUGUGGAAUAAAUUGCAGGACUCGCCCCCGUUUUAUCUGCAAUUUUCACAGACCAAUGGCUACGAGAUAUCAAUAACCGAUUACAUUACGUUAUACACUGUUAAUAUUUUGGAGAAUGAAUUUAUCACAAUAUUGAAGGAAAGUAAUCCAAAACUGGAAAUAACUGACAAGGAGUUGAUGGAUAAUGGAGUUGACAUGCUUUCAAACCUAGAGAAUAUCAAAGACUUGAGAAUAAACACUGCAGAUGGACAUUUAAAACUUUAUAUAUGCAAGUUUUUUGUUUAUCCAUUUAGACUGAAUUUAACAUUACAUGAAGCUCCCAAAGAAAUUUUUUUCCAGAAAGUUACUCAGCAUCUUCUCAGGACUAUUAUAGAGCUUCGAACUAUUGAACAGAAAUUGCGAGAAUCUUUAAAAAAGAAAGAUGAAGAAAUAGACAAGUAUAAUAUGAAAGGAUAUAAAAUAGAAAAAUAUAGAAGAACAACAGUAUUUAAUGAAGAGGAACAUUUGAAAAUGCAUGAAGUUUUUAAAAAAAAUGGUGUUGUGCCACAAGAUAUUCCUAUCAGUUUACUCGAGAAAAAAGGGGAAAAUAAAGAAAGCAUUCUUCACAUGAAACAAGAGACAAAUGGUAUUCAUGAUGUUCAAGUUAAACAAGAAGCAACCACAUCAGAAGCAACAGUGGAAGCCAACACUAUACAAAAUAUACCAAAAAUUGAUAUCAAAGAAGAUAUAAAACGUGAACUGCAAAAUAAUAUUAGUCCGUUGAAGAAACGGAAAAAAGAGUUGAAUUUGUAGCAUUCAUAAUGGUAUUUAAGAUUUUUUUGUACUUAAAGGUAAAAUUACCUUAAGAUUCUUUUUCUAUGUGAUAA